UUGGAAGAACAUCUGAUAGGACAUAGGGCCGAGAUGUAUCGACAAUUUGUUCUGAAAUAUCCGGAACUCCGUGAAAGAGUGACAGAACAAAGAGUCAUGGACCAGAAACGUCAGAUUCUACGUACCUGCAAGAUUGCGACGGAAAGGCUGGAGCAACUCAAAGCAGAAGUUGCUAAAGAGCUCUAUCCUGGUCGCGAUGUAUCUAAAGAUAUUAGUGACCAUGAGCCUACCGUAGAUACUUCUGAUGCAUCAGAAAUUAUUCCGGAUUCACUUACUGAAUUAAGCACCGCAUCUUACGAAGGGAACAAAUGGAAAACCCCUGCUUGGGAGCGCCGUCUUACCCAUGAAGUAGACACACUUCGUCGCCAAUUAGGUCGCCUAACGCAGUAUAUGUGUGGCAAUAGAAGUAAAAAAGUUUUAGCCACAUAUCAUGAGCUUCAGAAGGAUAUAUCUAAGCACUCGAAGUAUGACCCACCAAACAGAACAGCUGUAGAUAUCUUAGAUACUCUUCGACAAAAACUAGCAGUCAAAUCCAACCGACUAAAAAGGUACCGAAAAUCGCGGAAGAGAAGAGAAGACAACGCUCUUUUCACAAAAAACGAAAAGCUGUUCUAUCGGCGACUCCAACAGAGCGUUAAUGAUACGAGUGGACUUCCCCCGCGGAAGGAGGAAGUUGAGAAAUUCUGGCGUAGCAUCUGGUCAGAGAAGGUGAGCCACAAUGAAACCGCAACAUGGAUCACAAGAGAAGAACAGCGUAUGCUUGAGGUCCCAGAAAUGCAACAUGUGGAAAUUACAGAAGAGGAUGUCACUCAAGCGAAGUACAGCACUGAAAAGUUUAUUAAGUACCAGCGGUUAGCUGAAGAAAUCCGACAAUUAAGGCGACAGCAGCAGGUACCUAUCGUCACGCUGAUUCUCUCUACACCUGGAGUCUUGACUAAAUCCCUUACUGACAAUUUAGCUAAGCUGGGCAUUUCAGUGAGGGUGAGGAACAAAAUUCAAAAAGCCGUAAUUUUGGAUACGACAGCGAUAGUACGUCGCCACCUCACAAUUUAA
This is a messenger RNA of Parnassius apollo (apollo), 1053 nucleotides long. The record is from the annotation of a GenBank genome assembly. Lineage: Eukaryota; Metazoa; Arthropoda; Insecta; Lepidoptera; Papilionidae.